Molecule: messenger RNA, 1083 nt
Organism: Eruca vesicaria subsp. sativa (arugula)
Lineage: Eukaryota; Viridiplantae; Streptophyta; Magnoliopsida; Brassicales; Brassicaceae
Source: the annotation of a GenBank genome assembly
GUAGAGUGCUGUGAUUUUUAAAAGACGAACUUCGCGCGUCUUUUUUUGGUUUGUUUUGAUUAUUUGUCGUUGGUCUCAGUAAUUUAGAAACCCAAAUGAUUCGUUACGUCCUUUGCACUAAAACUUACGGAAAAAACAAUCUUAGGUCAAAGCUGUCAUCAUCGGAGGAGGUGUAUUGUUGACCAAAAAGAAAGGAUGGAGCCGUCGGCAAGUUCGAGAGCGUGGUCAAUGCCGGUGCCUAUGGAAGGAUUGCAAGAACCAGGGCCAUGUCCAUUUCUAACAAAGACAUUCGAGAUGGUAGACGAUCCAAACACAAACCACAUUGUGUCGUGGAAUAGGGGAGGCAUCAGUUUUGUCGUGUGGGAUCCACAUUAUUUCUCCGCGACUAUUCUCCCUCUAUACUUCAAGCACAACAACUUCUCAAGUUUCGUCAGACAACUCAACACUUACUUUUGGAGGACCUCGACGAAGCGUUCGGCCUCCAUUUACUGCGAAAUGGGAUUCAGAAAGAUUGAGGCAGAGAGAUGGGAGUUUAUGAAUGAUGGUUUCUUGAUGGGACAGAGAGACCUUCUCAAAAACAUCGAGCGACGAACCUCCUCCUCAGCCCCUCCUUCUCUCCAGCACUCUCAAGGCGACGGUCAUGACCCCUGCGUCGAGCUCAGGCAAGAGAGACAUGUCUUAGCGAUGGAGAUCUCGAGGCUCAGACAGCAGGAGCAGAGAGCGAGAGGCUACAUCCAAGCCAUGGAGCAGAGGAUCAAUGGAGCAGAGAAGAAACAGAGACAUAUGAUGACUUUCCUGAGGCGCGCAGUGCAGAACCCCGCUCUUCUGCAGCAGCAGCUACUGGAGCAGCAGAGGAAGGAGCUAGAGAAGGCUUCGGUCGAUCAGGUGAAACCGGAGACGAUGGAACACGUUUCGGAGCUGGAAGCUCUGGCACUAGAGAUGCAAGGAUAUGGACGGCAAAGGACUCAUGAGGAGGUGGAGAGGGAACUCGACGACGGGUUUUGGGAAGAACUACUGAUGAACAACGACUACUUGAAGGGUGAAGAUGAAGAAGAGGCGAACGUAAACACAAGAGUUAACUAG